AAAUGCUUCACUUGAAACGGAUUUGAGACAUUAUACGACGGGAUCAUGGAUCGGAUUAACAAAGUGUCCUGACAUUCCGCUUAGUUAUUGUUAUCAGUUUUCGAUCAGUUUCAUCAUUAUUCAUAGGUGUAUUAUUUGUAUAUACUGUAUUAUCAACUCUCUUUUUCAUCUGCUGUUUCCUCUACGAGAUUCUACCACAUAAACAGCUGUGGAUGCAACCUCAGAAGAAACUUACUUUCAAAAUAGACACUCACUUAACAAAAUCUUAGCUGGGAAUCGUCUUUAACAUCGAUGAAUUGACUCAAUUGUAUACGUUUACGAUGAACAAAUAUUCAUCAUCUCACAUUCCACUUCCAAUACAAAGCUUCCUUUUUUCUCAGACAUGUUCGUUUUUGCAGAAGCCUGCAGCAAGAGACGGGGUUUGUACUACUUUUGAGAAAGUUUUAGUACAAAACAUACUACACGGUCGAUCAAUAGUUUUGUGCGAGGCUAUACAUUCAAUAAGCCGAUGGAAAUUUGUGAAAGCUGCAUUGCCUCAUGUACUUCAUUGUGGUGCUGUAAUGCUUCGUGAAAAAUUACGUGACAAAUCUACUGUAGAUCAACCACAUCAUAAACAUACAGUAAACAGUUAUGAGUCCUCUCAUGAUCGAACUCGAUUAAAUUUCAGUCAAACGGAAACAAAGUUGCUCUACACGCUUCACUGGAUUCUUUUAGACGCCGCUUCAGAGUGUGAAGAUGCAGAAAUAGAGGCUUCUAAUCAUCCAGCUUCCAAGCCAAAAGAUCCAACAGAUCGCUAUGUUCACGACUUGGCUUCACUUCAGUUAUUCAUCUAUUUAUACGCUCCAAUUAUUGAGAAACUUAAGCCAGCCGAUUUCGAUACUCUCAAGUUAGAGGCAGGUUUACGCUUGUGGAUUCCAUUAAUGGAACAUUGUCAACCAAAUCGAGGGACAUUAUCAUCACCUGUGAAAGUUUUUACUCAUGAUUCAAAUAUACAACCUCGAUCAGUGAUGGUUAAUAUAGAUGGAAUAGAUAUUCCUAGAACCUCAUCCGUUUCAAUUAAUGAUUCAAAGAGAAAAUCUAUGAGUGAGGAAGCUUCUAAAGAAAAAUCUUCGAACGUUUUUACUGGUAAUAUAUCGGAUAAAGUUUCUGAAAUCAUUCAUAAAUUACCAUCAGCUGUUAAACCAUUCGAAGUUUUAGUUGACAGUGCUUCCAUUCCACAUGUUGAAGUAAAUUCAGAUGAUUCAGUAAGCAGCUCAGUAAAUAUUCCAAAUAACUGCCAAAAUUCCCUGGCUCAUUCACAUAACGCAACUGAGCAUAUUUUACAUCUACAACCUCCUAAAGCUACACCUGAAUGUUUAGAAGAUGAGGAAGAACUCAGCGAAAAAUCUAUUUCAGGCACUGCAGACACCGAAACGACGACUAUUAUGACGGCUGCUGCAUGUAUGUCUCCACCGAAGCAAGAACACGAACAUAUAACCCCGGGAUUUCAACGCAUUCAAAAAUUUUUGAAUUCAUUCACGGAUCCAUAUAAACAAUUAUCUGAAAACUUAAAAUAUUCUACAGUUGACAGCGAAUUCACUCAACGGGAAGUCGGAACUCAUAUAUUUUUUGCUACACAUUGCGAUCUGGCUGUAAUACGUUGCUUAUACUGUCCUGAAUGGUGUGAAUCUGGUAUCUAUUGGUCACUAUGUUAUUUGUUCAAUCGUUUAUUGCAAAUACGCUCAGAGUGGAUUAAAAUCAAACCAAAUAACCGUAAAUUAUUAAGGUUACGCAAAGGGAAUCUUCUGCCUGAAUAUUUAUUCAAAUGGACACCAGGACUCUGGUCAGCAGCAUCAUCACAACAAGAGAGGGUUAAUCAUAUCACCGGAGAAAUGAUAAAGGCUAUUCGAAGCUUAUCAUUACCUAAUAUAUCAUCGAGGUGCAUGUCAGGUGUUUUACACUAUAAUCCGGAUGAACAAUUCAACAGAGAAUGUGGACAAGACAGUAAAAAUAAUGACUUGAGUGAACACAAGUAUAUGGAACAACAGGAAGAACUCUGUGAAACUCAGUCGAACAGUACCAGUAUCAAUAUCCCACCGCUUUCUGGAAAUACUAGUACCCCUUUCAACAAAUAUCCUAUUAUACCAAGUCAUUUGGAUGAAUCGUUAAAUCGAAAAAGUAUAUCUUGCAUAGUUGGAUCAUCCGCAUCUAUAUUGAAUAUGGACAAGUCUGAAUCUAACCUUGUAAAGUUACAGUACUCAAAAGAUAAAGAGCAACAACAGCGAAAGCCUCAACAAAUUAAUACUAGUCCCGUACUGACUGAUAUUGGCCUCAGUGAUUCCUCGUUUACUCUUCCUCUUCCUAUUGUUAGUUUCGGAGGUCAACACUCUCAGAACAUUCAGCAGCAACCUGCAUGGAGAGGUUCCAAACGUUCAAGAAUUACUGAUAUUAAGGAACGGUUUACUCGGGCAUCAAAGUUCAAAUCUGGGGAUGCAAGUUUGAAAUUUCAAACCUUAUCUUCAAUUGAAACAUCAGGCAUGCCCAACACAAAUACGCUGAUCGAAAAUGAUCAGUCAUCUGCAAUGACUGGAGAAGGACAUAUGUUUUCUACACAGACAAAAAGAUCGGUUCAAUCGGGAGAAAAACUACGACUACCGCCGAAUGAAAAACCGUUUCAACGCUCCGACACAACAAGUAUUGAUUCUGAAGCUAAUAAACUUGAUCCAAUUAUUUUGAACAAUUCUUCUUCCCUUAAUAACGAAACUAAACUUGGUUUGCAGCCCUGUACACCUUCAAUCGCAGUGACUAUUAAAUCAGUGGAUAACAUGGAUGUAAUUUCGACUGAUGAACAGUUAUCUACUAGAGCACUUCCUCGCAGUCUUACCGAUUCAGAUAUAAUAUAUCACAGCUCCGAAAAGGUCGAUGAAGUCCCAGGGGCUGCAUACUACAUUACACCAAACGGACAUUUGGAUUAUUCUGUUCUUUUAAGAUGCCUUUAUUGGUGUAGCACUGUGCAUACAUCAAGUCGUGUUUGUUUUCACUUGGUUAGCUGUUUGAGUGCGUUAUUUGAUUUGGGAAUCUUUGAAGUGAAGCCCAACACCAGCUCGCUAAAAAAUGUUUCUUUUAAAAAGCCCUCUCAACUCAGGCGAUUUCGAAGAAAAAAUCAUUAUGAGAGAAGUAAAUGUUCGAAAGCCUCUAAGACAUCUAUACUCAAUAAACUUGUAGCACGAGAAAGCCACAAUACCUCAAAUUUAAGCAAUCAAAGUGGAUUUGACAGCUCAAUUUUACAUCCCAGCAGCAGAAUGAAACGACAUGAUUCAAGUGUAGGAUUUUCUUCCUCAAACUUAAGUUCCUCCAAAAUGUCUGUUGGAAUUUGCAGCGAGUCUUGUGGAAGUGAAAAUGGGGAUAUUGGGGAUGUCGAUGUAGAAGCAAAGAGACAACUUCCAAAUAGAGUUGAUAAUGAAUCACUUAUUAGUGAGGACGGUCUUAUGGCUUCCUCUAGUACAAAAAAUGUCAGCCCACUUGGGAGUCCUCAAUCAUCUAUAGAUCUCGAAAGAAAUCCUUGUUCAACUCCACGUCGAAUAGUAUCACCUGGAAAUAUUCAAACCAGACUGCAUAAUAACGAAAAACUGGUAACUAAAAGUGAACAUCAACCGAAGCCUCGUGUUGAACAGAGACAAGUAGUUGGCUGUGAUAUCUCCAACCAUUUGGUCCGUACGAAUUUCGCUAUUGCAGCCGAAAUGUUGAUAAGAAUUAUUCGUUCAGUCGGAUGUAGACAUGGGCACAGUAAUUCAUCGAGUUUCACGAAUCAUCACCAGCAACAGCAGUUCUGUCAGCCUCAAAAUAGUUUUGAACAUUUACAAAAUCAAAAAGAUCUGCCAGAAAAACCUUUAGAUCAAAACAUGCACUUUCGAUCACUUACACACGAUUGCCUUAUUUAUUUACAUGAAUUAAAUCCGAAUUUGUUCAAGCGUGUAAUUAUAAGAAUUGUAUCUUCAAGUACUGUUGCCGAUUUAGUUGAAAUACUUCAUUCAUUCACCGGGUUUUGUUUAGAUCCAGUAACACGUAAUUAUGAACGUUCAGAUCAAAACAGGAAAUCUUAUUUAAAUUAUGGAAACAGUUUUGGACAAACUGAUUUCGGUCAAGAUACACGUGGAGCUGAAGGUUUAAUUGUAUCCUAUUUAUUUGGCCCAUUUAUCAGGCGCUUAGUUAGAUGCAGACGUGAAUUAAGCAGUCAAGAGAACGUUUCUCUCUUUUCUGACAUACGACAAUUAUUUAGAUAUAUUCGUGAAAUUCAUGGCAGUACAUUUCGGAAAAACAUGUUAGUUGCUUUAUUGUGUCCAGUACAAAGAGUAUGUGAAGUUUCUACUCCCAAACCUUCAACUAUAAUGCCGAGAAUGUCUGCAAGAAACUCUAUGUGGCUAGUACCUCGUUACGACAAAAGACGUUCGACUUUCAAUGUGUUUACUGAUCCUUUGGCAGAAACAGAAAGCUAUUCAAGCGGUCAUAGGGAAAAUUCAUGGCACCAUUUGUUAAGUAGACCAUCGACUAUCGGAAGAAAUGCGAGAAUACAUAGUAAUGGAAGUUCAUCAACGGUAGCAGCUUCAUUCGAAAAUGAUAAUCUUAGUCGAUCUAAAUCAGAAUGUCCUGCAACCGAUCAGUCAACAGGUCAGACAAUAAGUGAACACCGGUGGGUUAAUUUGUCAGCACUGAAAGAAGGUCUGUUCGAUUUCGCUUUCCUUCUAGAUUGUUGUGAACCUGGUUCAAUACCAGAGCCACAACUAGUUGCAGCUCUAUUUGACUUAGACGCUCCAGUGCUGGCACGGGCCUGUCUACUAUUAGAAUGUGCAUUUUUAGUUCACCGUUGUAAUCGAGGCGAAUGGGCUGGAUGGAUGAAAUUUAAUUUACCCAGUUCAUUUCGGUCAAGCGCCGGAUUCAUGGGUAGUACAACUCAUAAUAAUAGUAACUUGUUGCAAACAAACGCAAAUACCAAUAACGAUAAUCAUCCAAUGGAUAUAUCGGAAAUUAAACGUAUAGCUGGCUAUUUAUUCUACGCUUGGGGUGAGGCAUUGGGUCAUAGGUUGCAGUAUUUCACAUCAUUAAUGUCUUCUUGUAAUUCAUCCAUUAUCACAAAUGUUAGCUCAGCUGGUGAUAAAGUUCAUGGAACUGAGAAAAAUAAAGAUACUAACUCUCGAUCAAAUGCUGAAAUGGAACAAAACUUUUUGGAUGAUGCCUCUGUGAAUCCAACUGGAGAAAGUUGCCCGUAUGCUUUGUUAACUGUCGGAGUCCAAUUGUUGUUUGAAAUUACAACAUAUCUGAGAGAAACACAUCAACGUUUACCACAAGACAAAGCAAACAACGAUGGAAAAUAUGGUCAAUCAGCGCAACUUUCAUCGAGGAACUCAAUGAUUAAACGUUCAUUAACACGCGAAACAAGUGGUGAUAAGAAAACUGAUACUUCUAAACAUACGUAUUCCUCAGGGAACAGUGGAACAUCCUUCAAAGUUGCUAAAAGGCGUCUCAGUAUAUUAAUGCCAAUAUUUGGAAGUACAGGUAACAAUAGUCCUGAAGAUAGUACUCCAAAUGAAUUAGAGAAACAUUCAUGUCCAACUGCAAAACCUGUAAUAACUACCAGUACAGAUAAAUCUAUCACUGGACGUCGAGGCACCUCAUCUAGACGUAUCAGUUUUGCUGUAAUGGACGAUUCUAAGGAUAUAAUUGAUUGUGCAAAUGCAAGUGCAAAUUAUCUGGAUCAAUCAUUAGAAGCAAAUGAAUCACAACAUCGUUUAUCAGUGAGCAAAGGUCUUCGAAAGCAUCGAGGCUCUGGAAGUUUUCGAUAUUUUACUUCUCACGGAGCUGACAUGUCAAAUGUGUUUGAACAACACCCUGGUUUUAUUGGACAGAUGAAUCGAGCUAGUAGUGGUGAUGUCUGUAAUGAAGUUUUCACCGACUUGACUGAUAAUACAGGAACGCCAGUUUCAGUCGAUGAUUCUCAAGAUGUUCAUCAGGAAGAACAUAAUUUGUUGCAUAUGAAUCAGAUCAACAAAAGUCUAAUUCAUUCGAAUCCUUUACGUUCAAAAUCAAGACAAGGGCAUCAUUCUAGAUACGAUGAAAUGACCAAGUCCCAUACAUCUGUUCGACGAUCUGUUUCAGCUGCUCUUUCUGCGAAUAAGUCUUUAAAAUCUAAUACAUCGCAUAAUACGUUGGCUGUUGGAGAUAAUGAGAUCUGUCAUGUUGAAGACUACACAUCUCAUAUGCCAUGGAUUGAUGCUGUCAUAGAAUUUGCAAACUAUACGAGUUUUAAUUGUGAUCAUCAAAAUUCAUGUGCUUCGAAUUGUUUUGAACAUCAGCAACAUCAAUGUCGAAAUUUAUUGAAUGCCAUGAAACAAGUUUAUGAAUCAGAAACUGAAAGUAAAUUUCUUGUAUCAGUUGACCGUCAGUAUUUCUAUAAUUCAAGUAAUGUCGGUAAUACAUCUACCGCUACAACUACAAGCACAACAGUAAAUCGUAGUGUAGGCGUAACUUGUGAUCCAGGUACAACAUCACCAGUAUCGUGUAAUACAAUUCGUCAACAUAAAACAAACGAUUCACGUUCAGAGAACUCAUCUGAUCAAGAUUCUUCACAUCUAGACUCUACCGAAGAUUUAUCUGAUUCCGAUGUUGUACAUCAACAACAAAGUAAUUCUGGACCAAUUAAGAAUAAAAUAAGGACGUUAAAAAGUUUAACAAAUAUCAUUCAAUCCAAUGAUAGUUUAACUGGACUAAAUAAAUCAGCUGCUGAUAAUGAUAUGGAUGAAAAUAAUUUUCUACUACUACAACAAGGAGCAUUAACAGCAGGUAGUGGUAGUGAUUUUUGGAAAACCAGAUCUAAACUAUUCAUUAAAUCUGCUAAGAAAAAAGAGUCAAAUUUGUUAGGACCAUGUUCAAGCCGUGAAAAUGUAAAUCUUCUGACCAAGAUUCGAAUGAAAUCAUUCAACCGUUCAGUAAAUCUAAGUUCGUUCGAGAAUGAUACACCAGGUUUAACAGGAUUAAUUAAUCUAAGUAUGCUAGCUGGAGCAGGUGCGGGGUUAUUGAAGAAUUCUCGUCAAAGUAUCAGUCUGAAUCCACCACUGCUUGGGAUUGAAGCUGAUGGAACAAGUGAGACUUUGCCAGGUUGUGAAGAUGAUGAUGGUGUUAAAGGUCAAAUUAGGAAACCUAUAAGAUUUCGAAAACCUCAUUCUGGAGAAUUACCAAUUCAGUGUUAUUUGGAUACCCGUGUAAAAAAUCUUUGCAGCAGCGGUUUCAAUCUUUUGAAUAAAGCAGCUUUACUACUCACAAAUGAUCAGCUAGCAAAAAUGCUUCUAUUAGCUUGGGAGUUGUUACUAGAAACGGAGACAGAAAUGUCAUCAAGCGCAGCUUGCUUCAUACUUUUCUGUGGUAUACGUUGCCCUCAUAUGGUUCAAGAAAUGAUUCUAGACGAGAUGAGACAUGAGAAACCCACCCAAAGAUAUAAUGCUAUUUUGAGAUUUAGAACUUUAUGGUGUCAUCGUUUUCAUGUUUGGUCACGUCUUGAAGAAAAUGCACCUAGUCAGUUAAGAGUACCCCCAUCUUUUAUUGAAUUCGUUCUGCCUUCACCUACACUCGGUUAUCCUGGAUUCGAGGCACCAGAUCCAGUUUGGCAGAUUCGUAAAGGAACAUCAGCUGAAGAGGUUCAGCUAAAACAAAACGAGGCUACAAAAACAUUUGUAACAGCUUCAACAUCUAGGCGUAAGCAACAACAGGAACUUUUAGCUCGUGCAAUAGCCACAGAAACAAUGCGAAGAAGAGAAGCAAGACAGUCGUUUCACUUGACAACGUGUCCAGUUCUGGAACGUGCAGCCAUCGAACCAGCUUUCAGCAAAGAACACAGAGAUGAAGGAAAUGUUGAUGAUAGCAUCGGAAAUUCUGCUGGAGUUAAUAGUGGAACAGUUGGUGGACAAAUUGGAAUGUCUAAUUCGACACAGGAUGAAUAUACUGCUGCUGUUCGAAGACUCAGUCUUGCACCAAUUAAUCGAACAGUUCUCAAUCAAGCUCGCAACUUAUCAUGGCGUCAGAGUUCAAUACCUUGGUUAAGGAACAGUGUUAUUGCCCAUGAUGAUGAAGACCGUUGGUUAGGCGGAUUUCCGUCUUUAUUCCCAUCACAACCAUUGCAACAAGCUCAGUUGGUCUUUCCGUCAGCUUUAGGCUCUGCAUCGAUUUCACUGAUAAAUCUUUUAGAUGAUACAACAAUAAAUGAACAUGGAAAUGCAGUGAAUACAAUAGCUGAAUUUGUAAUAUUUAAUUGUUUGUUAGAAGAUACACCAUUGUUCUUGCGUUUUAUAUUUGAACGUCUCACACGUAUAAAAAAUAAAGAUGAACUUAUAUUUAUUCUACGUAAAAUGAUUCAACGAUUACCUGAAUUACCAAUGCAAACAGCUCAUGCUCUAUUCAACAAUUUAGUUGGUUAUAUUAUGUUUCAUAUUCGUACACCAAGUUUCAAUGCCCCUCAGUCAAUAGCCAGUGCGUUAUCUGUUCUUCAUUUGGUGGUUCCAUACGUUCAAAACAUCUACUUUAAAGAUUUGAAACAAACAAUGAGAAGAGAACAAAUCGAUUCUACACUUCUAUUAACAGCUAAUCUACCCUGUGCUAAACAGUUCAAUGUGUUUGAUAAUAGCAUUGGUGUGGCUCAACUAGUUCGUUUACAAGACGAAAAUAAGGAUUAUCAGUUUGAAGAUAUUUUGAAAGAUGUAUUAUCAGCCAGUGAUAUACCUGAAGAUGAAAUAAGUUCUUACUACCUUUGUGACGAACGUUCUAAUAUUAUUCGAAACUCUUGUCACUACAUUCGUGAUUUCUAUUCAUUUAAACGUAAUCAUACGCCUAAAUUACGCCUGCGUCAGUAUGAUAAAAACCAUGGUAUGUAUUUACUGCAACAAAAUGCACUCAGUAUGAAAUUUCAAGAAAUUGGUAAGGUAUUCUUUACACUGUCAGUACUUCAAUGUACACCGACAGCACAGAUUCCUAAUCAUGUUUUCUUCUUACACGAAGAAUUAACUAAACUACCCUCAUUUCCGCGUAAGGCCCUGGAAUCAGACUUUAAUCUUUACGAAUGGCCAACAUACGGGCGUCCACUAUUUGCAUUAGAUACAAUACAUAAGUUAUCUUGGUGUCAAUUAAUCUCCAACUUAUUCAUGAUGAUGCCUAAAACUUAUCCAUGGUCAUCGGAUCUACAAAUAUUCUUGAAUGUUUACAAUGGUACACUAAUAUUACAUGCAGAAGAUUCAUCCGUUUUACGACAAUGUUUAGCAUUCUUCAUCCAGUGCUGUUAUCAGUUCAAAACGGUAUUUGCAACCACAGGCUACUCUGGCAUUGUACCAACAUUAAUACGUGUUUAUAAUCAAAACACACAUAAUCCAGUACUUACACAAGCUAUUGAAUUUACAUUUAGACAAUUUUAUGUUAUGCAUAGAACACCAUUUAUAUUACAAUUGCUGGGAAGCAUCGCUAACUAUGUGACAAUUAAUAAUGAAAUAAUUGGUGUAGGUGACGAAUUUUAUCGAAUUCAGCCAGGGACUUUAUACAGAUUAUUACGUGUGAUAAGCCGUCCUUUAGAUGAUAAUCUUCGUAUAUUGGAGUUGUGUAAUAUUCAGAAGCCGUUGGAAGCCUUAGACUUUUGUUAUGACGAUGAAGAAGCUAACUGGUCUAUUUUCGAAGUUGUCAAUCUCUGUGUAGCUGUUAUAGUCUAUGCUCCUGAUUCAUAUAGAUCCAGGCAAAUGUUGGUUAUUCUUCAAGCUUUAAUGCCACUAAUUCUUAAAGAUUUGUCAUACAUCUGUGCAGAAGAAGGGAGUAAUACUGAUCCGAAAAAGUCAGAGUUAACAGCUAUUCAGAAAAUUUCAAUAGCAAUGCGUCAGCUUAUUUCUACAGCGGAAUUCAUGACCAGAAGGAUCGAAGAUAUUCGUCAACUGAAUUACCUUGCUCCAGGUGGGCCGACAGAAUGCCGUAAGGAAUCACCUGGUCUGUUGUUGACUGGAGUAGCCACUAGGCUAGUGAACUAUGAAGCUGCAAAAAGUAACUUUAAGUCAUCGGAUAAAACUAAAUAUAACGAAUUAUCUGACAAAAUGACUAGAAAUGAAUUAUGUAACGAUAUUAAUACUUUGCCUGCAAAUAAAGGUUUCCCUCUUUCAGUCAGUUCAAAUGCAUCACGCGAAAAGGACAUUCAGUCAAAUAAAAUCUUGGGGAAUCCUACAACAGCAACCAGUGGCAAUCACCGUCCGAUAGCUUAUGAACCUAGAGAAGCCGUUCUACAAUUGGCCUGCGAAUUUCUAUCUACCUGUUCUUUGCGUCUCUUGGAAAUAGAAGAGAAACAGCGUAUCUCUGAUCUUCUAGAUGCUAAAUCACACAUGCGACUAGCCGAUAUAGCUCAAUUCAUGCUGAAACAAGUUUCUAACAGUCCAGAUUUCCUGGCUAGUUCAGCCUUACAACGCUAUUUUCUGGAAGUGCUACCAGUUAUCGACUGGAGUCAUGAAUCAUUGAGAUCGUGUAAGGCAUUGGAAUGUCUUUUGAGUCGUCUGAAUAGAACAUUACCAAAGAUGCUCGAAUUUGCUUUUAGAUCCAAGGCAAUUCAUCAUUGGGAUGAAAUUGUGAAACUAAUUCGAUCAGUUUACUUUAUAUUGAAAAAGAAUCGAUCCGUAGCACAUAUGAAAGAAAUGCGCGUUUUGGCUGAAAUUCUGAAGAAAGCUAUCGUUUUUGACGUAUCCGAAUGUUUAUCUAGCUUUCCCAAAUCACGUUUGGAUAUUCAGCCUAAUCACGCGAUUGGUCAUCAUAGUCGACCAAGCUUUGGUGAGGUUUUAUUUGGAAUUACAUCACAAGAAUCAAGCAGUAUAAGUGCUUCUGUAGGAGUUGCGAAACACUGCAACAAAAUGAAACAGAUUCCUGUGUGUGGCGAUGCCGGAUCAUAUUGUUCACCUAGACACAGUAAUCAAGAAAAUUGGCCCCAAACUGUCCUUGAUGACAGUGACAGAUAUGCCUGCCAGUUUACUACCGAAGUGAUUCGUCUCUUAUCCUUAUUCUCACAAAUUUUAGGACCUCAUUGCAGUUUAAAAGAUUUAUGUGAACGAAUUUCACCAGAGUACAAUAUUCGUUUUCCAACAUUACUUGAAGGUGGAUUCCAGACGCUUGUAAUCUAUUUGAACAAUCUAAUAUUACCAUUAUUAUUUCGAGGUUGUGCUGGACGGAAAGACUCACCAACUCUUUCAAGAGACAAUGUUUUCUAUGCACUCGAUGUAUGCAUAACGGCUUUGUUCGCAACAGAUUAUACAUCAAAUGCUGAUGGACAAAGAUCUCUGCGCAAUUUGACCAACAUGAGUAAUUCAACUCAACAACAACAACAACUACUACUACAACAACAAGCAAGUGAUACAAGUCAAUCAGCACUACUAUCUGGUAAAUUAAAGGAUAAGAGUAAUAAAAGUCCAAUUACAGGAUUUGAACUACGUACAAAUCCAAGUAUUUCAUUGAAUAGACAAGCAACUGGCUCCAUUGCACAAGACAAUGCUUCCACUAAUACCACAUCCAAUAAUAAUUCAGCUUCAAUAAAGUUGGUCAAUUUAUCAAAUUUACCAACAGAUUGUGACGGUAAUUCAUAUGCCAGUUUAAUACGUUUACUGAGUCCGUCAUUGGUGAAAAUUCUACCAGAUGAAAAUGGACCAUUUAGUAAUUCAGUACAAAUUACCGUUUCAAAUAAAUGUCAAGGAAAACAAGAUAGUCUUCAGUUAAAAUCACGUCCUUCGGUAAUACCGAAUUUAAAUAAAACAAGUAUAUUAACUCAAAAAAGUCGUCCACAGGUGUAUUAUUCGAAACUUUUAGAUCCAACUUCAAUUAAUAUUGGAUUUCCCAUGGAGAAAAUCAAAAGUUUCAAGGCUGAGUUUGCACACCGGCUUGGAUUUUUAGGACUGAAACUGAUUCUUGUGGCAUACACACGUCAUGCAGCUGUACGAAUGAAGCUCCUAGUAGCUGCAUUGACACAAUUAGCUUUGAAUGGUCAAAAUGGUAUACAGCUGUGGAAAUUUUUCGACUUUCUAGUAACUUAUAGACCACCAUUAUUUGUACACUUAUUGCCAUUUAUACGAUUCAAAAUGGCUCUGCUUCAAUGUGCAAGUCAAGGAGAACAAGCGUAUCAACAAAUCGUUAAUCAAAAAUUAAUUGGAUUACAUUUACCUAUACCACAAACAAUCGCUUCAAUUUUAAGAAGCUUAUCAAAUGAACUGCAAAUUAUCAAUUCUGAUUUAAAAGCGUUUAGUAAACGUAAUUAUAAUGAAGCAACUCCACCUAGAACAUCAAGUUUACAUGAUUCAUUGCGCCGUUUACGUUCAUCGGAUAAUACAAGUUCCGCUUCCGCUCGUAGUAACAAACAUGCAAAGUUAACCAAAGUCGUAUCAAAAAAUACCAAUGAACAUGUGACUAAGUCUUCCAAUAAAAUGUCUUCAAAAGAUCAAGUACAUCAAAAGCCACAGUUACAUGUUUUGGCUUCCGUUACAUCGGAUUCUACAUGUAGUGUAGAUUACCGUGAUGAAAAUAUCAUUGGAAUAUCAAAUUUAGACAGACAUUUGCUUGGGAGAAAAAGCGUCAGUCAGAAAUUUAGACAAACUUCUGGAGUACGAGACCCUCGAAAACGUAUCCAUGCUCAUCAGGGUAGUUUUCUCCUAGUGCGAACUAGUGAUCACAGUCAAAUGGAUCCAAUUUUAACUGCCUCUGCAGAAAGUUUGGUAAGGAAAAGUCAAAAAUCAGGACAUAAAAUAAUCAGAACUCAUGAAGCAAAGCUAACUGGAAAUGUUCAUAUGUACAAAAAUCUUCCUGUUGAUGCUUUAAAACCCAGACUAUCUAAUGAUUUAAAUGAAGAUAAUCAAAGUGAAAAUUCACUAGUCAGUGAAGGGUUGAUAGCGCCAGCUGGACCAGCAGCAGCUGCUGCAAUCGCCUCAUCACUUUAUGGAUCUGGUGCGCCAUAUUUACAUGCACGAGUUCGAGCACGGCAAGAAUUAGCCUCCUUAGUCAAAAUACCAGCACCCAACCUGAAUUCAAGCGAAAAGCUAUCCGAAAUCGACCUCGCAUUUGUAUCAGAAUUAAGAGGUGAUGAUAACGAUAAUAAGUCACCCGUUGACCAGGAAUCGAAGUACCAGUCAAGUCAAAUUAGCGAAGUUACGGGGCAUUUCCUUUUGAAACUCGACGAUUUAGAAGAAAAAUCUCCAGACGAAAACGAUCAAUUACGAGAUAUUACAAAAUCACCUAUAACAACGUCCAUUAUAGUUGAUACAACCAACAUUUCAACUACUAAGACAACAACAACAUCAGAAGCCCUAAAAAUGAUUCAAACGACUAGCGAUAAGAUUAGUCAAAUGACUUCAGGAAAAUCUAAAAUUAAUUAUGUUUAAAUUACAUUUAUAUUUUCGAAACAAGAUACAUUAAAAAUUCGUAAAUUUAAGCAAAGUUCACGAAUGUCACCCUUUUUUCUUAUAUGAGCAGACUAUUAAGAAGUAAACAUCUAGUAUUUUCAUUAGCAUUAUUAGAUUUCUAAACACUAUUACAGUUUUGUCUCUUUUUGGAUUUUCCCACUUAGUGUUUUCAUAAAAACUAAUAUUUAACCAUCGUUGGCAUAUUUGCUUCCUUCUUGUGUGUGAUCAUAAUAGAGAAAAAUACACAAAAUCUUAAUGAUGUUUCUAACUUUGGUUCGAGCUGACCUAUAGCAGUUACUGGAAGUUAAGAUUUUUCAGAUGAUUUCUCGACAAAAUUUAACGUCCACAUUGGUUUGGACACGUAUUUUUGAACACUGUACCUUCUUAAUAAUAAUAAACUCUAACAUUGCCCAUAAUGGCUUAUCAUUCAUUCAAGAUCUUUUAUAUCUUAA
This is a messenger RNA of Schistosoma turkestanicum, 13873 nucleotides long. The record is from the annotation of a GenBank genome assembly. Lineage: Eukaryota; Metazoa; Platyhelminthes; Trematoda; Strigeidida; Schistosomatidae.